AUGCAUCUGAAUGGAGAGGCUUCUGAAAAUUGUGAGACUGAAUGUAAUAAUGACCUCACACAAGCCAGUGAUGUUGAGGUCAAGCAGAUAAUUCAUACAAGUAACGGAGAUGUUAAUAAAGAAUCAGACUUCUCGUGUCAGUUCUGCUCUAAAGUAUUUACUCGGAAGUUUAAUCUGAAGUUACAUGAACUGCGUCACAUAUCCUGUUCAUACCCUGUCAAGACUCCCUCCAAGCCCGCUCGCUCGUGUCCCUUGUGUUCCAAGUCAUACACCAGCUACACUAACCUCAAGGAUCAUAUGAGAACACACACCGGUGAGAAACCUUUUGUGUGCUCCGACUGUGGGAAAGCUUUUGGAAGUAAAAAGAUAUUGACUGACCACAUAAGAAUACAUACAGGUGUGAAGCCGUACAUGUGUCCAGUGUGUGGGAAACAGUUCACAACCAACAAGCUGUCGGCCCACAUGAAGACACACGAGGGACGAGUUUCUACCACAACCACGACCACCACGACCACAACAACCACGACCACAGAGCGAGGGCGACACGCGUGUACGAUGUGUGUAGCGAGAUACAACCACAAGCAGUCACUCAACAAACACAUACGGAACACUCACGGACUGAAUCCUUCCGAGGUGUGUAAGAGGAAUGACGUGGUCGGGUUCACUUGA
Molecule: messenger RNA, 669 nt
Organism: Danaus chrysippus (African queen)
Lineage: Eukaryota; Metazoa; Arthropoda; Insecta; Lepidoptera; Nymphalidae
Source: the annotation of a GenBank genome assembly